CCGGAAGUCAUUUGGCGCAGCCGUUGUUAGUGACGCUUUCGUGUCUUUCAAGUAGAACAAUGGCUUAGUUUGUUGUUGGGAUUUACUUCAUUUUAGGUACGUUGAUAAGUAUAUUGCAGUAAUGUCUUAUGAGCACUCGUCUUUGAAUGGAUUUAGCCCUCAUGACUUAUUUUUUCGAAAAUGAUGUGUAUAUUCCACCACCAAAUGUGAAUGUUUUUGUAUAGAUAAAGUGCAUGCAUAUACUCUCUACUCUUAUUCCAUUAUCUGCAAUUCAGGCACGUAAAAUCGAAAUAUGACCGUUAAAAACAAUAUUGAUUGUGAAGACAAUGAGAUUUUGCAAGAUACUUGGGCUACAAAACACUCCGGUGAUGUACCAACUAAUGACUUGGUGUCAUUGUCAUGGCUUCAGAAAGAUGAUAUUUUGCAGAUAACUCCUUUGGAUGAGGAGGAGGAAAAUGGCAGUGAUUCUUUAAAUUCCACUGCGAUCAAAAGUCAAGAUAGUGAAGACACCAAUCGCAAUUCAGGAUUACCCGUCGAAUCUCAGGAAUCCUACUACUCGUCUCCACCAGUGUCUGAACCACCCCUCUCUAUUUUCGGUAGAAGCAUUCGUCGUCCUGCAUCAGUAUCAGGAGAACAGUUUUAUGGAGAAACUACACGGUAUCGAGGCAAUCCGUCACUUACUGUCACUGGCAAAGGACUUGAUAAACCAAACUACAGUUAUACUCACCUUAUAUUUAUGGCAAUCGAAUCGACACCACAAAAGUGUAUGACUGUCAAUCAAAUAUAUAACUGGUGUGAAUCGAACUUCCCGUUCUACAAGCAUGCUGGUGCUGGUUGGAAGAAUUCUUUAAGGCAUAAUUUAUCUAUCAACAAGUCUUUCAAACGGUUACCUCGUGAUAGUCGUGGCCCAGGUCGAGGUGCUUUCUGGACAGUUGAGCCUCGUGAGAGAGCUACCUUAUUGGAUGCCAUCAAACGAACCCCAUGGAACAACAAUAACACAUCUGUAGCUGGGGGUCAAUCACUUAAUGAUAGUGGCAGUACAAAUUCUGUCAAUGCAUUUCCAGUCGGACGGUUUGGUCUUGCACGAAGCGCUCCCAGUCAGCUUUUGCGUGCUGAGGGUUUAGGGAGUGAUCAGUUUGGAUCUAUGGUUGGAGAAUCUGCACCUCAAAUUCGGCUGUUGUACACUAGUGAUGGCAAUGUUGUGGCUACAUACGAUAGUUCAUUCAUUGACCCGUCAAAUUCUGGACCUGAUAGUACAACAGAUGUUAAAGCAAUGGUAUCUGAUUCAACUUUCUCGGAUCAUAGAUACUGGUCCUCACCAUCUGACGAGGCAACUAGUAUUGAUAGUGCUUCAGCUGAAGUUGAAUGGCCAGCCGAAGAAGAAGAGAAGUACUUAAACAUUCUACGUCUGUUGAAUGAAACUGAAGCGACCAACAAUGCUAAACUGAAUUCACCUACUGCAGAUCAACCAGGUGGAGAUGGUUUUCUGUCUAAUGAAGUAAAACGUGAUGCUUGGGAAAAAAUGAUCGGGACACACAUUUUAGAGGAUCCGAAACUGGUCACAAAGCAAAGGAGGAAAUCACGCUUAUUACCAACACGCAUAAAUAAGUGUAAUGAAUGCAAAGAAAAUGUAAAUGGCUGUGAAUCAUGUCUUGCUAAACGCUCUGAAGUUCUCAAUAGUAAUUAUGUUCGUACCACUCUAAAAGAAUAUGAUCUUGAUAUCAGCAAUAUGUUGGACUGUGAUCAAGAACCUGGUCCUGCUGGUGGACCACUCACGAGAAAUUCAAAUACCAAGAUGUUGAAACCACCUCCCUCUCCAACUGCUGCAAAGACUGAUGAUGAUGAUUUGAGUGAUAAAAAAAAUCCACUGAAAUCUGAAGAAGAGGUUUAUUCAUCGAAUGAAGUCUACGUUACUCCAUCACCGUAUAUCGAUCAUGAAUAUUCGCACUGUCAGGCACAGCUUCGUCGACCUGAAGAAAAUCAGCUAGUCAAUAAAUAUAAUGACAAUUAUUUCUCUGAAAGACUUACAGAGUUGAUGAGUCUUUAUCCUCUUGUCAAAGCUUUCGUAGAUACUAUAGUCAAUGAUAUGAAUGUUGACUAUGAAACCGAUGGAUUUGAUGACGGUUUCAGUUCAUCGGAGCAAGAUAUGUACAGUGAGGAUUAUGAUAAUGAAAAUCAACAAAUAAUAAGCAAAGAUUCUAGCAGUCAUGAACAACAAUGUGAUUGUGACUACAUUUCUGCUAAACGAAGCAGCAGCUAUCGUCGUCAAAGUUGUUUACAAACCUCAGAUUUCAAUGUUCGUCAACGACGUCCAAAAAUUGCCUCACGUGGCAGCAUUAGACGACGCAGAGGUGGUGGUGGUGUUGGUGGUGCUGGUGCCAGGGCAAUGAAAUUGUCUGCCUCUCUUAAUAGCAAUCCUACUCGACGAUCGAAACGAGUGAUUAAAGCUCCUCGUCGUCCGUAUGAUGACUUUGAAAAUGUUGACUAUUACGAUUAUGAGUUAGACAAUGAUGAAUCGGAUAGAAUUGUGGAAAAAGAAGAAGAAGAAGAAGAGGAGGAUCCACGGACUUCUGACGUUGAAUCGGAAAAUGAGAAUCAAGCUAAUCACACUGAAAAUCAUAAAUAUCGAAAAAAUUUCUUCCUAUCCAAAUCAUUAAAGCGUCCCUACCAGGCAAUUAUUGACUCACAUUCUAAUUCAGAUAACUGUGAUCGAUAUCUGUCGCCUAGUAUUGAUGCUGACUACGAGAGUUCAGAUGAUAAUGAAGAAGACAAUUAUCAUCGGUACAAUGAUUCUGCAAUACACCUGAGUCAAAUAAAAAAUCGUAAAUCAUCCUAUGAAAUAAAUAAUGUAUGGACUUCUGUGAUGAAGUGUUCAGUGAGCAGGCGAAAAAUUCAUGAAUCUAUAGCCUCAGAAGACUGCCAACAGACUUUCCUUGAACAUGAUCGAACAAAAGAAGAAGAUUUAGACAAUAGUAUUGUGAAGUACGAAGAAGAAGUGGUUGAAGAACCAAUGGAACAAGAACAACGCAGUGAACAAACAGCCGUUGAUGCAGCUCAUCUAUUAAUGGGUAUGAGUCAGAUACAAAGUUUCAAAAAACAAUCGGGUUGUGUCAAUCUCGACUCCAGUGAAGACAGUUCAAUGUCAGAGUCUACAAUGACGCUUAGCUUGGAUACACAUCCUAGUGAAGCACCACCACCACCGACACCAAAACCUCUUCAUCAAGUAUCAGAAGCUAUAAAUUGAAAUCACACACAUAUAUGUAUGUUGUGGAAACUUAGUUAGCCUUACCUUGUACAUAAUUGUGCAAUAUAUAAUAUUAUACAUAUUCAUAAAGUUGCUGGAAUGAUGACCAUGAAUAAUCUGUCGCUUUCAGGGUCAUACACACACACCUCUACAUACUUCUAGUCUAGUUCGCUUUUAGGCGACUCCAUUUCAACCCAUGACCGACCACCACCACCAACAACAAUCCCCCGUCGACCUACUUACUUACUGUGUGGUUCACCUCAAUUGCAAUAAAUAUUAUAUUUAGUUAAUUUUGUUUCCGUUGAUUUGUUACUUCAGAAAUUUUGCGCCCAUUUAAUAAUUAAUUGUUAGAUGCUGUAUUUGAUUUACUUACUGAUACUCCCUACUACUUCUACUACGUGUGUGUUGCUUGUUUGUUUGUGUAUUUUCCCUUUUUGUAUUAGGACUCUAUCUAUAGAUUUAAUUAAAACAAGAAAAAUGUUUCUCAUCCCUUUUUGUUUCAUGCCUUAUUAUGCCCGCCUGCCUCCCUCCCCCUCUUCUCUGUUUUAUCGUGCAAAUAAUUUGUAGUCUACCAGCAUUUGUAUUCUACUAUUUAUUAUUAUAACAGUUUUACUAAUCAUUAUUAUUACAAUAACAGCCCCACAACAACAGCAACGAUAUAAACUUUUGUUCAGUAUUAACAAACACACAUGAAAUACUCUUUAGAAAAAGGUCUUGUUUGUUUGUUUGCCUUAUUUUUCUGCUCUGUGUUAGAAUGAUUUUCUCUACUGUUUGUUUUCAUGUUCUUUCCCUCUCCAAAAUAUUUGUGCAAUCAUUCUUAGUGGGUUAAUUUUUGUUCAUGUUUUGUUAAAUGAAGGGAGCGGCGGCGGCGACGACGACAGGAGGAGGUGUGUUCUCACUCUUUGUUGUUUUUCCAUUACCUAAAUGAUGAUGUUGAUGCGAUAAUGAUGGAACAGUAUUGCAUGCAGAAAUAUGCCAUGUCAUGUAUUGCAUUACUACUUGACAGUUAUUCAAUUUCUGUUUUUUUCUCUCUCUCUCUCUUGUUUUUCAUUUGUUGCUGUGUUCUUCCGGUUAUUUUCCCUUCUUUUGUUUUAUUUUCGGAAGUGCAUUUUGUUGAAAUACUUGUUACCUGUUUCUGUGUUUUGUAUUAUAUACUACCGAUUACAUUUGACUACUCGCUCGCCUCCUUCUCCCCCCGCCUUCUGCUACCGCCCGAAGUUUUCCUACAGAGAGUUGCGCAAUGUUCUACUUUCACUGUUCGAUAAUUUUUAAAUCAUUUGUGAACCAACCAACAUGUGCAGUAUUAUUUGUAUAAAGUUUUAAAAAAUUAAUAAUUUGAGUUAUUCUUAAAUAAAUAAAAGAAUGUUG
This is a messenger RNA of Trichobilharzia szidati, 4612 nucleotides long. The record is from the annotation of a GenBank genome assembly. NCBI's taxonomy places the organism in Eukaryota, Metazoa, Platyhelminthes, Trematoda, Strigeidida, Schistosomatidae.